AUGGUAUUUGCUUUGGGACACCAAAAAGGAGACAGGAUAGCGGGUGAUCGCCUAUUGGACAUACCGUGCAAAGUGUGUGGCGAUCGGAGCUCGGGCAAACACUAUGGCAUCUAUAGCUGCGAUGGCUGCUCGGGCUUCUUUAAGCGCAGCAUCCAUCGCAACCGGAUUUACACCUGCAAGGCCACUGGUGACCUCAAGGGACGCUGUCCCGUGGACAAGACCCAUCGGAAUCAGUGUCGCGCCUGCCGUCUGGCCAAAUGCUUUCAAUCGGCCAUGAACAAGGAUGCCGUUCAACACGAGCGUGGUCCUCGGAAACCCAAGCUUCAUCCGCAGUUGCAUCACCAUCAUCAUCACGCGGCGGCUGCAGCAGCCGCUGCCCAUCAUGCCGCUGCACAUCAUCACCAUCAUCAUCAUCACCAUGCCCAUGCCCAUGCGGCUGCAGCGCAUCACGCGGCAGCGGCGGCUGCAGCAGCGGCGGGACUGCACCAUCAUCAUCAUGCCACCGCCGGGGCACACCUGCCCGUGUCGCUGGUGACGAAUGUGUCGGCAUCUUUCAACUACACGCAGCACAUAUCCACGCAUCCGCCGGUCCCACCAGUUCCUCCAACGAAUCCUCAGGGAUUCCAUCAGCAGCAACAGCAACAGCAGGCGGUGGGGGCACCCCCACACCAACAGCAGCCACAUCCUACGGCCUUCCAUCAUCCGGGACACCACUCUCUGGUGCCACAGAAUGGUGGCAGCUCUGGUACGGGCUUCCCCACGCACCUGCUGCAUCACAAUCUGAUUGCGGAGGCGGCCAGCAAACUGCCGGGGAUUACAGCGGCCACGGCCACCGCAGUGGCAGCCGUUGUCUCCUCCACCACCACCGCUGCCGCCGCCUCCCCCUAUGGUCCCUUGCAAGGGGCCACCGUCAACAACUACUCCUCGCCCUCGCCCAGCAACUCGAUUCAAUCGAUCUCCAGCAUUGGCUCGAGGAGCGUGGGCGGCAGCGAAAGUCCACGUGUCAAUGUGGAGACGGAGACACCCUCGCCAUCGGCAUCGCCUCCUUUGAGUGCGGGUAGCAUUUCCCCUGCUCCGACGCUGACGGACUCUCAGGGCUCGCCACAGCAUCAUCCCCCACGACAGACAUCGCAGCAUAGUUUGAGUGGCGCCACAACGCCACCGAGUCAUGCGUCUCUGCUGAUGCACAGCAUCCACAAUAAUCACCAUCAUCAUCAGGGGAGCAGUAGCCUGAAUGGCGAGCAAAAACUAUCUAGUUUUACAUCGGGUUCUCCCACACCCACGACACCCACGCCGCCACCACAUCCUGCGCAUCCGCCAACGAUUGGGCUGCGUCCUUGCCACCCAUCGGCGGCCUCUGCUGCCGCUUCGAACGGCUUCCUGGAACUGCUCCUGAGCCCCGACAAGUGCCAGGAGCUCAUCCAGUAUCAAGUGCAGCAUAAUACGCUGCUGUUUCCACCGCCACUGCCACAGCAACUCCUGGAUUCGCGUCUGCUCUCCUGGGAAAUGCUGCAGGAGACGACGGCCCGCCUGCUGUUCAUGGCCGUUCGAUGGGUCAAGUGCCUGAUGCCCUUCCAGACGCUUUCCAAGAAUGAUCAGCAUCUGCUACUGCAGGAAUCCUGGAAAGAGCUUUUCCUCUUGAAUCUCGCUCAAUGGACCAUUCCCUUGGACCUCACACCUAUACUGGAGUCUCCUUUGAUCAAAGAGCGCGUCCUGCAGGACGAAGCCACCCAAACGGAGAUGAAAACCAUUCAGGAGAUCCUCUGCCGCUUCCGCCAGAUCACCCCCGAUGGCAGCGAAGUGGGUUGCAUGAAGGCCAUCGCUCUGUUUGCCCCCGAAACGGCAGGCCUCUGCGACGUGCAGCCCGUGGAAAUGCUGCAGGAUCAGGCCCAGUGCAUCCUCUCCGAUCAUGUGAGGCUCCGCUACUCGCGGCAGGCCACACGCUUUGGCCGGCUCCUGCUGCUGCUGCCCUCGCUAAGGACCAUCAGGGCCUCGACCAUCGAGGCACUGUUCUUCAAGGAAACGAUCGGAAAUGUCCCUAUAGCACGCCUCCUGCGGGAUAUGUACACCAUGGAGCCCGCCCAAGUGGUGCACGAAAAGUGAGGGGUUCAAGUCGUUGUGAUGCCGCCCUAUCAAAAAAUGUAACCAAAAUCGAUUUUCGGGGGCAACAAUUUUUCCCGUCACUUGCAAAAAUAUUUCUACUCUCAAAAAAAAAAGGGAAACGGCAAGUGAAAUGCAAGAGAAAAUGGUGGAAAAAUUGUGUGUGGCAAAAAAAAUUAUACUAACUCGUCGACUCCUCCGUUGCAAGCAGCUGUGACAUUUCACAGGACGAGAGGAGCCACAAGGACCAUGUAAUAGAAAUAUAUAUACAUACAUAUAUAUACGAUAGGUACAUGCCACGCCCCCUCUCCCGCUAUCUGCAACAUCCAUUUGCGCGGAUGUCCACGCCUCCAGCUGCCAUUUCUCCUACCAUUUUCUAGGUUGAUUUAUAGCUACGCGAAAAUUUUCAGCUUUUCUUUUGCUUUCAUUUCUAACGCUUUUUCCGUUGGCAUUUUUAUUCCUAAUAUUUUUAUUUUAUUUCCAUCUUUUUCGGCCAUCGUUUUGGUCUCUUUUUGGAGUCCCUCUGUGUGACAUGGUCUUUAUUUAUCUUUCAUUCGACGUUUUGUCGUUGGUUUUCUAAAAAUUUCUCAUGUUAUUUCAACCUGGCAGAAAGGACCAGGGACCAGGGACCAGGAAUUCCUGCCAUUCGUCCUACCAUUCGUUUCCUUCUUACUCACUCCGCAGCUCCUUCUGCUCCACCUCCAGCUUCUUCUUCUUCUACUUUGUGGCAAAUGUUUUUACCUUUUUCGCGUUUUGGCUUUGGAAUACAUAUACUCUUUGAAAAAAGAGUAAUGGAUACUUUGUUAUGCCUUUUGGCUGAAGUCAAGGGAAUGAAGGAUCGAUCCCUGAAGGGGAAUGCUAUUAAUGUUAACUGAUUUAUAAUUAAAACUAGAAUUUCUGUAUAAUAAGUGUAACAAUUAUAACUAUAGAAUAUC
Messenger RNA from Drosophila miranda, 3035 nucleotides. RefSeq lists its product as uncharacterized. Gene Ontology annotation, biological process: regulation of transcription by RNA polymerase II; anatomical structure development; cell differentiation. NCBI's taxonomy places the organism in Eukaryota, Metazoa, Arthropoda, Insecta, Diptera, Drosophilidae. The transcript has 5 exons. Gene Ontology annotation, molecular function: nuclear receptor activity; zinc ion binding; RNA polymerase II cis-regulatory region sequence-specific DNA binding. The record is from RefSeq and is a predicted model, not a curated record. Bases 1 to 2103 code for a protein of 700 amino acids.